AUGAUCGAUCGGGCACUUGAGAAAGAGUUUCCUGAUAAUGACCAGAACGAAGGUUCCUCUCUCACUAGAUCUUCAUUGUUCUGCAUUUCUUCAAUUUCUUACGUUCCCUGUGGAGCUAGGGCUGUUCUAGAGACUGUUGCUCGAGUUAAGCCUAAGAAAAAUGAAACCAAGACCAAGGAGGAGAAAUCGUUCUUCAAUUUGGAUAAUGAGAAUGGCGUAGAAGAUACUCCGAGACUGAUAGAUAGGAAGUAUCUAACUUACUGUUUUUUGUUGGGGGCAUCUCUCUUAAAACGGUACAUUUGUAGGUUGAUAUCAGAUUUGGUCGUCGUCAUUGUUUCUGCUACUUGUGGUGGAAUUGCCUUUGCAUGUGCUGGUCAACCGGUCAUUACUGGGUAUCUAUUGGCUGGAUCUAUCAUUGGACCGGGCGGGUUAAGCUUUGUUAGUGAAAUGGUGCAGGUUGAAACAGUAGCUCAGUUUGGUGUUAUCUUUCUCCUUUUUGCUUUAGGAUUAGAAUUUUCUGCAGCGAAGGUUUUGCAUGUUUCCACUCUCUUAUAUUUGUCUGGUUUCUUUGUUCGAACCGAUUGA
Arabidopsis lyrata subsp. lyrata is the source of this 585-nucleotide messenger RNA. RefSeq names its product K(+) efflux antiporter 4-like. The coding region runs from base 1 to 585 and encodes 194 amino acids. The record is from RefSeq and is a predicted model, not a curated record. The transcript is spliced from 6 exons. Gene Ontology annotation, biological process: proton transmembrane transport; potassium ion transmembrane transport. Gene Ontology annotation, cellular component: membrane. Gene Ontology annotation, molecular function: potassium:proton antiporter activity. Lineage: Eukaryota; Viridiplantae; Streptophyta; Magnoliopsida; Brassicales; Brassicaceae.